Messenger RNA from Trichobilharzia szidati, 546 nucleotides. The record is from the annotation of a GenBank genome assembly. NCBI's taxonomy places the organism in Eukaryota, Metazoa, Platyhelminthes, Trematoda, Strigeidida, Schistosomatidae.
AUGGUUAAUGCUACUGAAAAACGUGUAGCUCAGUUGAUGGAACAGUUGGAGGCUUUCGAAGAAGCUGAGGCUCAGAAUUGUGAGGCUUCUGACAACGAUGAUGAGGUGGCCAGUAGUGCACUGUCGGACGAAGUUAAACGGUUGGAAGAUGAAAUAUCCAUGGUGAAAACUACUAUGGAACUGGAGGAGUCAAAGCAUCGUCUACGAAUCCUUGAGCUAGAAGAGGGUCGUGAUAGUUUGCGGAAAGAUAUCACUGAACUGGAACGUCAACUAAAGGAGCGUCAAUCAGAACUACGGGAUACUCAAGCUCAGUGUGAAUCCUUGAGAAUGCAACUCAAUUCUACGAGAAAUGAACGCGAGAAUUCUGCACUUUCUCAAAUUGAAGAUCGACGCCGACGUGCUGAAAAACUGAUUGUUCGACAGCGGGAAAUGAUCAGUAAAUUGAAAGAAGAUUUGCAGCGUUCAGAAACAGAAAAUAAGCUUAAAGUCGUAAGUUAUGCACAAGGUGAAAAUGUUUCCUUAUUGAUAACUACAAUUUGUUUGUAA